ACGCCUCCCCUCCCUGUGCAUGCGCGCUCCCGAGAGGUGGAGGCUUGGCAUCCUACUGGGCGCGGCGGCCAAGAGCAAAGAUUGCAACCAGAGAGUGACAGAAGGAGGUCUGAGCCCUCAUUACUGUUAGGAUGUCAAACACUGGUCUCAUUCGACACAUCCGCAGCCCUCCUCAGCCCCCAGGGCCGAUACUAGGAUGUUCAAAGUUGUUUCUUUGCAUAAUGCCUAUUGCUCAGAUUGCAAUUGGGUCGGUGUAUUUACAUGACUGUCCGCGGCAGCGCUACGUCCCCAUCUACUUGAUAGUAGUGGGAACGUUUGGCCUGGUGCUGGCGCUGCUCUCCUGCCUGCCCUGCGCUCAGGAGCCCAAAGAUGGCACCUCCAACCCGCUCAGUCAAGUCUGCACGGUCUGGAACUCGCUGACAUCUUUCUUCCUCUUCUGCUGGUUCAUCGCUGGUAAUGUGUGGAUCUACUCUAUUUACGAGCCCAACUACAACAAGAACACAACGACUGUGGACUCUUACUGCAAUAGAACGGUCUACUUGUUUGCCUUCUGGACCACCACUCUGGUCUACAUCCUCUUGGGUCUGUUCCUGGUAGGCGGCUGCUGCGUUCUCUUCUGCUUCUUUCUGUGUGGCCGAGCCGACCCCGGACGACAACGUCUAGGGACUUCCUCAGACAAAAGCGAGGCAGACAGGUUCUCGUUGCCACUGCUCACAUCGCGUUUGCUGCUGAAGCUGUUAGCUGUUCUCUGGACCCAGGCUUGAUGCAAGUGUUUGUUGAAUGAGUUGCACUUUUCUAUUGUACGUUAACAAAUCUGAAAUAUACUGUAAAAGUUAUGGGGAAGAAAACACAGCACGGUUUAGACUUAAGCAUAUGGAAAGCACAGUAGAGUGAUCUUUCUUUAUUAAAUACAUAAUUUGCAACACAA
This is a messenger RNA of Lates calcarifer (barramundi perch), 928 nucleotides long. RefSeq names its product transmembrane protein 272. The coding region runs from base 132 to 764 and encodes 210 amino acids. The transcript has 5 exons. The record is from RefSeq and is a predicted model, not a curated record. Lineage: Eukaryota; Metazoa; Chordata; Actinopteri; Centropomidae.